AUGGCGAUCCCCUGUUCUCCUGACUGGUCACUCGUCGCUUCUUCUUCUUCACCUUCGCACAUCACUUGCUCCACCAAACCCAAAAGCUUCCCACCAUGUUCCAAACCCAAGAGCUUCUUCUCUUUCCGCCCAAACUCCAACUUCCAUAUCAAAUCGUCCUGCUUCCCGUCUGCUCCAGUGCUGGCAGCAGAAGAGAAAGAAGAAGUAGAAGCACCACCCCCAAAUCUCCGUAGCAAUCACUUCCGGCUUCCAAGAGACUACAACCACCAGCAGCAGCCCUACCCGGCUUCAGAUGCAGAGAAUCUCAACGCAUUUCUUCGUGGGUUGCUUCACGAUCCCAGAACCGAAGCCUUGGCUUACGACCAUUACAGGAAAGCCAAAGAAAACCUACGUUUCAAGCCAGAUAAGUCCGUCGUCAAGUUUCUGGUGAAGUACCUGAUUCGAACCAAGAACUGGGAUCGUUUGCUUCUGCUGCUUUCAGACGAUUUCAGGAGGUACGGUACUCUCCCCGACGCUUACACUUGCUCUACAUUGGUCGAGAACUGCAUCCGAGCUAGGAAAUUCAGAAUUUGCGAACGGUUCCUCGCGAUUUUCCAAUCCAACCCUAAAGUCUCUGGUUUAGCUUUCAAUUCCGCCAUGAAAGGUUACAACAAGCUGCACAUGUACAGCAGCGCGAUUCGAUUGCAUGGUAGAAUGAAAUCGUCUGGAAUCGGUUUGAAUUCUGGCUGCUAUUACCAGGCAAUGAAGGCACACCAGAAAUUGGGCAAUGUAGAGAAAGUGGUUGCCUUGUUUCACGAGUUUGAAUCUGAAGAGCUCGACCCGAAACUAGAAGUGCUGGCCAAAAUUUACAGAGUAUUGAUUGAGUCAUUAGCCAAAUCAGGUAGAGCUUCGGAAGCUCUCGGUUACUUGAGAAGGAAUAAGAAGGAAGAUGGUUUGCUUGUAGAGGAUCCCAAAAUAUACUCUUCGUUAAUAUGCUCAUUUGCCGACUCCAAUCAAGCUCGAGAAGCUGAAGAGCUAUUUCACGAAGCGAUAGAGAAGAAUGCAUUGCGAGACCCAGAGGCAUUCUCGAAGCUCAUCUCGAUGUACAUCGAGCGAGGCCAGGUAGAGAAGACACUCGACCUCGUCAGCACCAUGAGCCACGAUGCAAACCUCAAGGUUACCGAUUGUGUGUUCUGCACGGUGCUGAACGGUUUCGCCAAAAGGCGAGGCUUUUCUGGUGCAAUCAAAGUGUACGAGGAGAUGAUAACCAAAGGGUACGAGCCAGGACAGGUGACCUAUGCAUCAGCAAUCAAUGCAUACUACCGUGUGGCAAACUAUCGCACAGCAGAGAAGGUGUUCGCAGAGAUGUGCGAGAAGGGUUUCAACAGGUGCGUUGUGGCAUACUCCACCAUGAUUGCGAUGUACGGGAAGAUGGGUAGAGUUGGGGAUGCAAUGCGGCUGUUGGGGGAAAUGAAGGAGAGGAAGUGCAAACCCAACAUUUGGGUGUACAAUUGUUUGCUUGAGAUGCACGGUAGGGCGAUGAAUGUGAGGCAGGUGGAGAAGAUAUGGAGCGAGAUCAAGAGGAAGGGAGUCGGGCCUGACAAGGUGAGCUACACCAGCCUCGUGAGCGCGUACAACAAGGUCAAGGACUUCGACAAGUGUGUUGAGUAUUUCGAGGAGUACAGGACGGUGAUGAAUGGUGAUGGCGUGGAUAGGAAGAUGGGAGGGAUAAUGGUGGGUGUAUUCUCGAAGAUGAGUUUGAUAGAGGAGAUGGUGAAGCUGUUAAGAGACAUGGAGUCGGUUGGGACUGGUUUGGAUGCGAGGCUUUAUGCGACGGCUUUGAAUGCGUUGAGAGAUGCUGGGCUCGAGUCACAGUCAAAAUGGUUGAAGGAGAGCUUUCAAGCUACUUGA
Linum tenue is the source of this 1890-nucleotide messenger RNA. NCBI's taxonomy places the organism in Eukaryota, Viridiplantae, Streptophyta, Magnoliopsida, Malpighiales, Linaceae. The record is from the annotation of a GenBank genome assembly.